AUGCAUCAUUAUGAGUUAUAUGAUGAGAUUCAUCAUGAUGAGUUAUAUGAUGAGAUUCAUCAUGAUGAGUUAUAUGAUGAGAUUCAUCAUGAUGAGUUACACCGUUAUGAGUUAUAUGAUAAGAUACAUCAUGAUGAGUUAUAUGAUGAGUUAUAUGAUGAGAUCCAUCAUGAUGAGUUACAUGAUGAGAUCCAUCAUGAUGAGUUAUAUGAUGAGAUACAUCACGAUGAGUUAUAUGAUGAGAUCCAUCAUGAUGAGUUAUAUGAUGAGAUACAUCACGAUGAGUUAUAUGAUGAGAUUCAUCAUGAUGAGUUACACCAUGAUGACUUAACACAUCACGAGUUACAUUGUGAUGAGGUGCACCAUGAGGAGUUACACGGUAAUGAGUUCCCUCGUGACUCAUAUCAUGAGUUAAAAUCCUUGAGUUAA
Molecule: messenger RNA, 429 nt
Organism: Procambarus clarkii (red swamp crayfish)
Lineage: Eukaryota; Metazoa; Arthropoda; Malacostraca; Decapoda; Cambaridae
Source: RefSeq, a predicted model, not a curated record